Messenger RNA from Trichoderma virens Gv29-8, 1340 nucleotides. RefSeq lists its product as uncharacterized. The transcript has a single exon. NCBI's taxonomy places the organism in Eukaryota, Fungi, Ascomycota, Sordariomycetes, Hypocreales, Hypocreaceae. Bases 117 to 650 code for a protein of 177 amino acids. The record is from RefSeq and is a predicted model, not a curated record.
AUCCUGAUCAUCUUGCUUCAAGGCACUCGACACUCCUUUUCCAACGCACAACUUUGCUUUUGCCACCGACACCCGUUUGACAGCCUCGAAACUCGAGCCAUUCUUUCCCCGCCGUCAUGGAUAACGACAACUACCCACAGACCGUCGAUCUCUCUUCCGCUCCCGCCGCAGCCCAAAACCCACAAGAGCCCAACACUGGGGGCAAGGGGCCUGCCAUCCGCGAGCCAUUACCAAGCGUCACCACCGCCAUGAAUAAUCUUCACAUACUCUGGGGUGACGUCCCAAACAAAGGAGGACCGGCUACCGAGGCUGGUCGUAGCCAGACCACGACCACCACUAGUACUUCGGCCACCGACCCUCUUGCUGCUGCUGGUAGUGGCGGAGGCAUCAACGGUGCCGGCAGUGGUGUUCCUAUUGGCCUGACCAUGCCCAUGGUCCAAGCCCUCGAUGCUGGCUCAGCCUCUCGAGGCCACAAGACCCGUGAUGCCACCAUCUACUCUGGCAUAAGUGUCUCCAGCAUGGACACUUCGGACUUCAAGACUGAUCAGUCCCCGUAUGGCACAGUCAACGACUUCUCCGUCGACCAUGAGGUCUCCCACAUGGGACCUUGGGCUGAUGAUAACAUCAAGGGCCUGACCAAAAAAAAGUAAGAAAAUAUUCAGAACAAGUGGAUCGGACGACAAGCAUACCUGAGAACAACACCAUUGCCAACAAUUGUCGUCGCUGAUGGUCGUUCGGUCCCAACUCAAGCGGCACAAGCACGUGCCGAACCGAUGUCUGUCUCAUAUAUCUCCCCGGAAAGAAUGGAACAAUAGAGUCUCAGCCUCUUCGCAAGAGAGAGCCGAGACAGCGGGAAAGACUAAACAAAAACAAAGAGGAGGAAAAUCAACCACGACAAAAAGAUAGAAAGGAAAAAGAAUGCUCGGAAUGCCGGUCCGGUGUCGCCUUUGCACACCGUCUGUUUCUUUUGUUCUCCAGCUCCAUUUUUCUUUUUUCUCCCCCUUUACUAUUCUCUCGCGGUGGUUCUAUGUGCUUAGUCAUUGUUCUCCUGGAACUUCUUAUUCCCUUUUCACACACCGACUAUGCAUUCCACAUUCAUGUGAAAGCGAGGGGAAAAAGAAGAUUCACACAUGUAUAUGGGAGGAUGACGCAAGGGUGGCAUGUUUCUCUGGAUUUCAUCUCCCGUUAAGACUACCAUGUACAGGAAUUUGUUUGGCGGUACCUCUGCUCAUAUAUAACACACUGUCAUUACCGAGAACCAGAUUGGGCACCACUAAGUUAGUAGCUGGCUACUACAAUUGUAUCAUUUAUCACACAGGAAAUCUCUCAUAUUACAGCUG